Molecule: messenger RNA, 3750 nt
Organism: Nanorana parkeri
Lineage: Eukaryota; Metazoa; Chordata; Amphibia; Anura; Dicroglossidae
Gene: POLR2B
Product: RNA polymerase II subunit B
Exons: 27
Coding region: 13-3732 (1239 amino acids)
Biological process (GO): DNA-templated transcription
Cellular component (GO): RNA polymerase II, core complex
Molecular function (GO): DNA binding; ribonucleoside binding; DNA-directed RNA polymerase activity
Source: RefSeq, a predicted model, not a curated record
AGAUUUGCAAACAUGUAUGAUGCGGACGAAGAUAUGCAAUAUGAUGAGGAUGAUGACGAAAUAACUCCAGAUCUGUGGCAGGAAGCAUGUUGGAUUGUCAUAAGUUCUUACUUUGAUGAGAAAGGCUUGGUGCGUCAGCAGCUUGAUUCUUUUGAUGAGUUCAUUCAGAUGUCUGUGCAGAGAAUUGUGGAAGAUGCCCCACCUAUUGACUUGCAGGCUGAAGCUCAGCACGCUACUGGAGAAGUGGAAGAGCCACCAAGAUACCUUCUGAAGUUUGAACAGAUAUAUCUGUCUAAACCUACACACUGGGAGAGAGAUGGCGCUCCUUCUCCUAUGAUGCCAAAUGAAGCCAGACUAAGAAAUUUAACGUAUUCUGCCCCUCUCUACGUUGAUAUUACAAAGACAGUCAUAAAAGAAGGGGAAGAACAGAUUCAAACUCAGCAUCAGAAAACCUUUAUUGGAAAAAUACCAAUAAUGUUGCGUUCUACAUACUGCCUCUUGAAUGGCCUUACUGACCGUGAUCUCUGCGAGUUAAAUGAAUGUCCACUAGACCCAGGGGGUUACUUUAUCAUUAAUGGGUCUGAGAAGGUUUUAAUCGCUCAAGAAAAAAUGGCCACAAACACUGUAUAUGUCUUUGCGAAGAAAGAUUCUAAGUAUGCUUAUACUGCCGAGUGUCGGUCUUGCUUGGAGAAUUCUUCAAGACCAACAAGUUCUAUAUGGGUCAGCAUGUUGGCACGGGGAGGUCAGGGAGCCAAAAAAAGUGCCAUUGGUCAACGUAUUGUUGCAACAUUACCUUAUAUCAAACAAGAAGUGCCCAUUAUUAUUGUGUUUAGAGCACUGGGGUUUGUAUCUGACAGAGAUAUAUUGGAACACAUUAUCUAUGACUUUGAAGAUCCUGAGAUGAUGGAAAUGGUAAAUAUUUUUUAUAUACUUUCUAUUGACUGUUGCCCUAAUCUCCUCUGUCAGCUCCAGUUUUCUCCAAUCUUAUUUAGGUGUGGAUGUGCCCCGCCAAGUCUUUGUGGUGCCAAAACGGUUAUCAGUUUGCUACUGGAGGGAGUUUCCGCUUUUGAAUCUCUGGCCUUUUUGGUGGCCAUUGCCUCUGACACAGGUCCCGCCCUCUUUGUGGAGGAGUAUACUCCUUACUGCUUGUUACCGGAGGCUUGUCACCAGGGUUCCAGGGGAGCAAAGCCUGGCGUCACAAAAGAAAAAAGAAUCAAAUAUGCAAAAGAAGUUCUUCAGAAAGAAAUGCUUCCUCACGUUGGUGUCAGUGACUUUUGCGAGACUAAAAAAGCCUACUUUUUGGGGUACAUGGUUCAUCGACUACUUCUUUCUGCUUUGGGAAGGAGAGAGCUUGAUGACCGAGAUCACUACGGAAACAAAAGACUGGAUCUUGCUGGACCUCUGCUUGCAUUUCUCUUCAGAGGAAUGUUUAAAAACUUGCUAAAAGAAGUAAGGAUCUAUGCGCAGAAAUUCAUUGAUCGAGGAAAAGACUUUAAUUUGGAACUGGCAAUUAAGACUCGAAUAAUUUCAGAUGGCUUAAAGUACUCUUUGGCUACUGGAAAUUGGGGAGACCAAAAGAAAGCACAUCAAGCUAGAGCUGGUGUAUCACAGGUGUUGAACAGAUUGACAUUUGCCUCUACUCUUUCACACUUGCGGAGAUUAAAUUCCCCUAUAGGCAGAGAUGGUAAACUUGCCAAACCAAGACAGUUACAUAACACCUUAUGGGGAAUGGUGUGCCCUGCUGAAACUCCUGAGGGUCAUGCUGUGGGCCUUGUAAAGAAUCUUGCUUUAAUGGCUUAUAUAUCUGUGGGAUCUCAGCCUUCACCAAUAUUGGAGUUCUUGGAAGAGUGGAGCAUGGAAAACCUUGAAGAAAUAUCCCCUGCUGCCAUUGCAGAUGCUACAAAAAUAUUUGUGAACGGAUGCUGGGUUGGAAUACACAAGGAUCCAGAACAGCUGAUGAAUACACUUCGGAAAUUGCGGCGUCAAAUGGACAUCAUUGUUUCAGAGGUCUCAAUGAUAAGGGAUAUAAGGGAAAGAGAAAUAAGAAUUUACACAGAUGCAGGAAGGAUUUGUCGUCCACUACUUAUUGUAGAAAAACAAAAAUUGUUGCUUAAAAGAAGACACAUUGACCAGCUAAAAGAGAGGGAGUACAAUAAUUAUAGUUGGCAGGACCUGGUGGCUAGUGGAGUUGUGGAAUACAUUGAUACACUUGAAGAGGAGACCGUUAUGCUUGCGAUGACACCUGAUGAUUUGCAAGAAAAGGGUGUUGCUUAUUGUUCAACAUACACACAUUGUGAAAUUCAUCCAUCUAUGAUUUUAGGAGUCUGUGCUUCAAUUAUACCCUUUCCUGACCACAACCAGUCUCCUAGGAACACCUACCAGUCUGCUAUGGGAAAACAAGCUAUGGGUGUCUAUAUUACCAAUUUUCAUGUUCGCAUGGAUACUUUAGCACAUGUGCUGUAUUACCCUCAAAAACCUUUGGUUACUACGCGGUCCAUGGAGUACCUGCGUUUCAGAGAACUCCCUGCUGGCAUCAAUUCUAUUGUUGCUAUUGCAUCUUAUACUGGAUAUAACCAGGAGGAUUCUGUCAUCAUGAACCGCUCUGCUGUGGAUAGAGGUUUUUUCAGAUCUGUCUUCUACCGUUCCUAUAAAGAACAGGAGUCCAAAAAAGGAUUUGAUCAAGAAGAAAUUUUUGAGAAACCUAUCCGUGAAACCUGUCAAGGCAUGCGACAUGCAAUUUAUGAGAAAUUGGACGAUGAUGGUUUAAUUGCACCUGGUGUCAGGGUCUCUGGGGAUGAUGUAAUCAUUGGCAAAACUGUAACAUUGCCUGAAAAUGAGGAUGAGCUUGAAAGCACAAAUCGUCGGUACACCAAGAGGGAUUGUAGCACUUUUCUUCGUACAAGUGAAACUGGCAUUGUUGAUCAGGUCAUGGUAACACUUAACCAGGAAGGCUACAAGUUUUGCAAGAUCAGGGUACGGUCUGUUCGAAUCCCUCAGAUUGGAGAUAAGUUUGCUAGUCGACACGGACAGAAGGGUACCUGUGGAAUUCAGUACAGGCAGGAGGAUAUGCCUUUUACUUGUGAAGGUAUUACCCCAGAUAUUAUCAUCAACCCCCAUGCUAUCCCUUCUCGUAUGACAAUUGGACACUUGAUUGAAUGUCUCCAAGGGAAGGUGUCGGCAAAUAAGGGGGAGAUUGGUGAUGCUACUCCAUUCAAUGAUGCCGUAAAUGUGCAGAAGAUUUCAAAUUUGUUAUCGGACUAUGGGUAUCAUCUUCGAGGAAAUGAGGUUCUGUACAAUGGAUUCACUGGUCGUAAGAUCACAUCACAAAUUUUUAUUGGACCUACUUACUAUCAGAGAUUAAAGCACAUGGUAGAUGAUAAGAUUCAUUCCCGUGCAAGAGGCCCUAUUCAGAUUUUAAACAGACAGCCAAUGGAAGGUAGAUCACGUGAUGGAGGUCUUCGGUUUGGAGAAAUGGAACGGGACUGUCAAAUAGCCCAUGGUGCCGCACAGUUUCUUCGUGAAAGAUUGUUUGAAGCUUCUGACCCUUACCAAGUGCAUGUUUGUAAUCUCUGUGGAUUGAUGGCAAUUGCAAACACCAGAACUCACACCUAUGAAUGCAGAGGAUGCCGAAACAAAACACAAAUAUCCCUUGUCCGGAUGCCUUAUGCCUGCAAACUUCUUUUUCAGGAGCUUAUGUCGAUGAGUAUUGCUCCACGCAUGAUGACAUCCUAGUUUAACUUUUUGUUAUAU